AUGGUCUUCACACUCGGUUCUCCUGAAAUGGUCAAUCGCUCCAAUAAGUCCAGUGAGGACGUGAAGGAAGUUUCUGAUGAUAUUGAGCAACCGAAGGAUGUUAAGGAUGAUGAUCGUGAAUCCCAUCAUGCCGCACUACUCGUAGCGGACCCAGCAGACUUCGACGACGAUGUCUUCAGUGAUGAAUCGAGUUGUGCCAUUGGACAAAACAAAUGUGGGCCAGGGAUUCGUAGCACUUGUUGGAGUGAGAUCCCAUGUCUUUGUGACAUGGAUUGCCAACAACUCCCGGAGACUGGAACCAAUUGUCACAAGAUGAGGAACUCCAAUCCUGUCAAAACGGGAAAAUUCGCUGAUAGCACUGAAAUAAGUGGUACUAUCGCUAGAAGCAAGAAGAUCUUGAGAGACAUCGGAACACCGUACUCAGCAAAAUCAGCGGUGGAGAGAAGAUCGAAGAACAAGCUCUUCAAGCUCGAACUCCCCAAAGCGAUUGAUAUUUAUCAUCGUAGACUUCGCGAUCGAAUCUGUCGCAAGAGGGAGCCACAGUUUCAUGUCACUCAACAAGAAGAAAUGAUGCGUGUCUUCGAAAUGGAAAUGGAAGAAUUGGAAGAAAAUGAUGAAGUCUUCGAAGGAUGGUCACUACCUUCUUCACCAGUGUACCUUGAGCAUUGA
Messenger RNA from Caenorhabditis remanei, 669 nucleotides. RefSeq lists its product as uncharacterized. The transcript is spliced from 3 exons. The record is from RefSeq and is a predicted model, not a curated record. Lineage: Eukaryota; Metazoa; Nematoda; Chromadorea; Rhabditida; Rhabditidae. The coding region runs from base 1 to 669 and encodes 222 amino acids.